Molecule: messenger RNA, 600 nt
Organism: Ectocarpus siliculosus
Lineage: Eukaryota; Phaeophyceae; Ectocarpales; Ectocarpaceae
Source: the annotation of a GenBank genome assembly
AUGGGCAUCGAACUGGCCCAGUGGUGGCCUUUGGGGCGAUGGGGGGUGGCUUCAGUCCUCGCCAGCUACAUGAGCGUCAGUGGUUUGAAGAAGAAGUCGCUGAACCGAAGCGGGGCAAUGGCGGCGUUCUUCGUCGGGUUGGUUUCACUCGGACUCUCUCUGCGCCUUGGCCUGACGUUGAUCCUCUUCUACAAGUCGAGCUCCAUCCUCACCAAAGUCGGCUUCGAGCGCAAGGCCAAGCUCACAGAUGACUACAAGGAAGGGGGACAGCGCGGCGCCGCCCAGGUGCUGUCGUGCUCCCUCUUCGCAACCAUCCUAGCGGUGCACCACACGGUUGUGACGGGGGCAGGAGACAGCCUGGUGGACUUCGAGUCCGACCCGCUGGCCGGAGCGCUGCUCUGCGCUUACCUCGGGUUCUACGCGUGCUGCGCGGGCGACACUUGGAGCUCGGAGCUCGGGGUUCUCAGCAAAACCCCUCCUCGGCUGAUCACCAAGCCAUGGAAAACCGUUCCUCCCGGGACGAACGGAGGGAUGUCGCUGAUGGGGACGGUGGCAUCAGUGGCCGCCGGCGUGGUGAUGGGCGCCGGUAGGUGUAGUUAA